AUGUUGGGACUAGGGAAUAGCCAUGUGUAUUCAAUGGCUAAUCAAAGCUCGAUCUCGAACAUUUCCAGAGAUGAGAAGUACGAUUAUGAAGAUGAAGUGUCAGACGAGAAUGAUGAGUCAGGGAUCUCAUUGAACAAGGUCCGCGCAGAGCAUGGGUUUAGCCUGCGGUCUUUCAUAGACCAGAUAAACGCCAAGACGAAAGCCCUGGCCAUUGCGCGAGAACUGGACGCCAAAAGAGGCAUCACUCAUCAGGAUGCCACUAUGAGCGCGGGCUCCAUAGAUUCUACCACGAGCACGUCUACCGAAUUUCCGAGGGCCACGGUACGCAGAGUUCCAUCGGGAGCUCGAGCAUCGACAGUGGAGCCUAAUCUUAAUGCUGCCACGCCGAUGAAAGACGUAUCUCAAAACGGCGAUUCUCAGAACCAGACUAUUGACGACCUCUUGGUGCAGUCCACUCCGAUUAACACCAGCAAAUCCGCACCUUCAAGUCGAAACACGCAGCCGAGAGAUAUUCUUAAAGGUAAAUUCAUGGAAAGCCACAAAGCGCAGACUGGAAAAUCUACAAGACUGCAAAGUGAAGAUGUCCAGUCGGAGCAAGAGCUUGUGUUGGAGGCGGAAAUGGAGGUCAAGACUAUCCAAGGACAGGGCCUACGGUCUGAACCUUUCAAGAACGGGCCAUCUCAGAAAGAUCAAGAUAUCGAUGAAUUACAUCAAAUCGUCGAUAAGCAAGAACAGCAUACUGCGGAGCUACUACAGAACAUCCAGAGUCAACAAGAACAGCUUUUUACACAACAAGGGGAAAUGGAGAGAGUUCGGCAACAAAGCUUUGCAGACCAGCAAGAAUUAAGGAAUCGCAAUGAAGAAAUACGUUUCAGAGACGAGGAAUUAAUCAAGAUCAAAGAACAAAUGAACUCAAAAAGUCAGGAUUUCGAAAUUUACACCCGAGGCCUCGAGCAAGAGGUUCAAAAGCUACGAGAAGCUCUCAAACAGAGCACCUCAUCGGCUCAGGAACUUGCAAACAAGGUAACAGCUUUUGAGCGAAACAGCGUGGAUCUUUCUGAGAAAUUGCACCAACAAAGCAGCGAGCUUCAACAACUUCAAAGUGAACGUGUUGAUGAGCAGAGGUGUUUCGAUGCAGAAAGAAAAGGCCACAGCUCUAAAGUAGAAGCUUCUGAAAAUGAAGUUACUUCACUCCAAGCCAUGCUCGAUCUUCUUCAAAAGGAUCUCGAUACAGAAAAAGAAGCCGCUGCGAUAAAUCGCUCAGCUCACGAAGUUGAAUUAAAAGCGCUCAAAGAAACCAAUAAAGGGCUGAAAGACGACUUGGAGUCUCAAAAAAUCAAACUGCAGAAGGAUUCUUCGAUGUAUGAAAAUAAGUUAACGCAUUUGGAGACUCAGCUUGUUACUGCUCGCCAGGAAACAGAAAAAAUAUCUCUCCAAUACAACAUGUUAGAAAAGCAGCAUAUCGAGCUUCAAAACCUGCGAGAUGGCCUAGAGGAAACCAACCAAGAUCUAAAAACCGUUGUACACAAGCUUGAGAAAAUCUCUUCAGAACAAGUUCAGACUAUUGGUAAACUUGAAGACGAAGUUGAGAGGAAAGUGAAAAAGGAAGCAAAUUCACUUUCUAACGCUAGGAAGCAUUCCAAGCAGCUCGAGGAAAAAGUACGGCAAUUGCAGGAUGUAAUUGUAACCAAAAAAAACGAGAAUGAUCUACAAAAGCAAGAAAGCGAAUCAUUUGCAGGAUUCCUGAGAAAUGUAGCUUUGUUUCAAACCCAAAUUGGUGAAAUAAUAUUCGAACAGUAUCAACAGGAUAGGUACUGCACUCAUUUAGAUGGCAUCUUCACUGCAAAAAAUUCGGAAAUUGUGGGAUUUUUAAAACAAGAUCAGAUCGAGUCCAUGAUAGCUACCUCGGCACGCUUAGAGGCCGUGACCGCGGAGUCAAACAAUUUGCAACAGUGUAUUAGUGAUGAGUGGGAAGUUAAGGUCAAAAAGCUAGAAAAUGAGUGCAAAGUACAAAUACAGGGGCAAGAAGAACUAAACGACAAGAUUCAUAUUGAUGAGCAAAAAAUACAGGCCCUGGAGUCUAAGGUGUCCGAGUUAGAAACUAAGAGGCAAGCUGCACUGAAAGAGAAGGAAAAGGAUGUAGAUGUUCGUCAAAAUUUGAGCAACGAAAUUAAUAGCUUAAAAACGCAACUCGUUGAGAACCAAGGUAAAGGCUUGUUAGAGCUUUCCAGCAAAAUGGAUCUAUUGAUCGAAGCGAAAUACAAUUUGCAAGAUCAGGUGCAGGGCUUAGAGACCAUUAUAAAAGAUGGAGAAAAAUCUAUCGCCGAACUCACCGCACUUGUUGAUCAAGAGCGUGCAAAUCUAGCAGCUUCGCAGAGCGAACUGCUACAAACUCGCCGGGAGCUAGCAAAAGCUUGUGGAAAUCCUGCACAUCGUAUCACCUUCCAGGUAGCUUCUCAAGCCCGACCCCAUUUAAGUCGCAAAACUUACGAAUCACUCAUGGUUGAUGCCGUUAACGACAUGGACGUUGUGGAGUUGCAGAACGUAGUAAAAAAUUUAAUACUGCUACUGGAGAUUCCGCUUUCCAAGAUAACCAAGAAGAUGCCACUUGUCGCCAUUUAUUUGCGUUAUGAAAAAAGCAUAUGCUUACAUUUCGCCAAUAAAUUACAUUAUCUGAUGUUUCGUGAGACAAUUGACAUCAAGCGGUUCACAAAUAUUGUUUAUGCUCAGUACGUUGACCAUCAUGACAUCUGUCACCUCGAACAUCCGUUAGAAUCAUGUCUCGAUAAUCUGUACAAAGCGGUUAGUGCCAGAAUUUCAACAUCGCCUUUGACGAGUGGAUAA
Lachancea nothofagi CBS 11611 is the source of this 2844-nucleotide messenger RNA. The record is from the annotation of a GenBank genome assembly. Lineage: Eukaryota; Fungi; Ascomycota; Saccharomycetes; Saccharomycetales; Saccharomycetaceae.